Molecule: messenger RNA, 749 nt
Organism: Ilex paraguariensis (yerba mate)
Lineage: Eukaryota; Viridiplantae; Streptophyta; Magnoliopsida; Aquifoliales; Aquifoliaceae
Source: the annotation of a GenBank genome assembly
UAACUAUGUGGCUUUGGGCCUUUUCGGAGCUAAGGAAGGAAUCUGACAGGUUAAACUUAAAGAGAAGUUUCCUGGCCUUUACCAGCCCUGGUAUCUAUAUGUAUAUGUUGAUUUGUAUCCAACUACCAACACAAACCAUAAGCCUCUCUUCUCUUUAACCUUCUCUUGCAUUACUUUUCAAUCCACCGUCGAGAUACAAAAGAAGAUUUUCAUCUCCAAGUUUAACCAAUCGGCGAGUUUAGUUGGUAAGUGAGCAAAACAUCAAUAUAUCCUAAAGUUAGUACCAAGGAAGAGAAAUGGGAGUUGCUGGGACCAUGGAGUACUUGUCUGAAUUAAUCAGCAGUGGCAAGAAGGGUAAGAAAAGGAAGCAGUUAAAUACUGUGUCUCUCAAAAUCAGGAUGGACUGUGAAGGUUGUGUGCUCAAAGUCGAGAAAACUCUCUCUUCACUCAAAGGAGUGAAAUCUGUUGAUGUGGACUUGAAGCAGCAAAAGGCCACUGUAACUGGGUAUGUUGAUGUCAAAAAAGUGUUGAAGGCAGCUAAGUCAACUGGGAAAAAGGCUGAACCAUGGCCUUAUGUUCCAUACAAUCUAGUGGCUCAUCCUUAUGUUGCACAGGUUUAUGACAAGAAGGCACCUCCAAACCUUGUCAGAAAGACAGAGGAUCCUGCCAUUGCACAUUUGAAUCCAGUUGAAGAACAAUAUUCCCUCAUGUUCAGUGAUGAGAAUCCAAAUGCCUGCUCUAUCAUGUAG